Molecule: messenger RNA, 2454 nt
Organism: Knipowitschia caucasica
Lineage: Eukaryota; Metazoa; Chordata; Actinopteri; Gobiiformes; Gobiidae
Source: the annotation of a GenBank genome assembly
AUGGUCGCUGUGUCUCCACCGCGGCUCACCGCGGGUCCUCUCCUGCGGACUUGCUGCCGCUCGUCUCCCCGUGGCCGCUGCUGCUCGCGGCCAGGCGUUACUCCGUGCACCCUGCAGCUUCCAUACCGGGCACGGGACUUCUGUCUGCUGCCGCUGUCCACCCGUCUCCCUGCCUCCACUCACGGCUGUGACUCGGUUCCUCAUGAGCUGCACCGAGUGUCAGAAGAGGAUGCACCAGAAAGGUACGAGUACUACAGGUACGGGUACUACAGGUACGGGUACUACAGGUACGAGUACUACAGGUACGAGGACUACAGGUACGAGGACUACAGGUACGAGGACUACAGGUACGAGGACUACAGGUACGAGUACUACAGGUACGAGGACUACAGGUACGAAGACUACAGGUACGAGGACUACAGGUACGGGUACUACAGGUACAGGGACUAUAGGGACUACAGGUACGAGUACUACAGGUACGGGUACUACAGGUACAGGGACUAUAGGGACAACAGGUUCUACGACGUCCCCAGCCUGACCUACUCGGACCCUCUGAGCCUGGUGAGUCUGGGCCACGACGACCGCGACCUGUCGUACUGGAGGAGGCGAGGCCAGGACUUCAGCCUGCUCUUGGACUACGCAGACGGGAGAGAGCUUAGGGCCUCUACCACCGCGUGGAGACCCCAAGCACUUCUGACUGCGGAGGAGCUGAGAGCGGAGAGACAGGCCCAGCAGCUGUGGGAGGACCUCUCCUGGCUACGGGACCCCGACUCUGCCCCGGGACAACUGAGGGUCACGGAGGAGGAGCGCAAAUGCCAGAGUCUGGGCAACGAGGAGUGGAGGCCGUCCGUGAGCUUGGGCAGGUCUGAGAGCGAAGACAGGUGGGCACUGGACCCGUACAGACUAAGGACCCCCGAUGGCUUCUUUCACACAAAAUCGAGAGCAAAGUCCCAGACCCUGCCCCGGGUUCUUUCACCAGAGGGAAACACGUGUCGGGAGCUGGUUCCCUCCAGGCCGAGCUUACCCGACAGACAGAGGAUGAGCAGUACUGUGUUCUCUGGGCCUUACAGCAGCAAGCAGCUGAGAGAAGAGCUGCCCGUACCUCCAAGAGAAACGGGAUUCAGAGAAUACAGGGUAGUGGCACAUCUGUCCAGAAGAAGAAGCAACGACGGUCGAACGGUGAAGCUAGAUCUGUCAGACGAGCCGGUAGAAACGCCUCUGUGUGAUUUCAGCCCGACUACACUGAGUGCUUCUGCGGAGGUCCCGUGGGCGGACAGGCAACCGAUGCAAGACGCUUCUACGCUAACGAGCCCUCCCGAUUACGAAGAUAUUUGCCAGACCUUGAGGCAAACCAGAGACCCAUCGGACGCUAGCGGAACAAGAUCGAACGACGAAAUGACGCAAGAUUCUGAAGAGGAGUGCCCCAUUUGUAAGAGAGAGAUGGAAAACCAAAUGAGGCAAGGUCCGCUGCCUCCGCUUCACGAAGAGAACAGUUCAGAUAGUUCCACGAAUCAAAACGCAAGUCCUCCUCAACGAGCGGAAUUGGAAAGUCCACCAGAGGAAGUAGAAGCAAAGGAAGUCAGUGGAACGGAUGUGACAGGAUCAGGAAGAGAGGUUAAAAGAGAGGAUUUAGCCAGUGGAAGUAACCUGAGUGAUCCUAAAGACCUCCAGGGUCAAGACGGACGCUCAAGUGAAAUAGGUGUAAAUACAGACGGAGAAAGUCAAACAGAAGAGAUUAAAAACAGCGAGAUAACAACUAAUGAUGUGCCUAAAGACGGACAGAACGAUGGUAGUAACGAGGAGGGACCAGAACAACCAGGUGAGGGUUGUUCUAACGUGGGAGAUGUUUCGGAAAGCAGAGUAGGAGAGGAGAAAGUCAGUGAGAUUAACCUGAACCAUGAAUGUAAAGACGAACAAGCGAAAGUUGAGGAGCAAGACAAGAAGCCAUUACUUUCCCCAGAGCAUAGACUGAGUUUAUGGACUCAGUUGGGACGCGAUCCUGCAGGGUUACCCGAGUUCCCCCCGGAUCGGCUGCCUCUCUCCGUGCCCCCAACUCUGGACCGCAGGCUGUCCUUGAGUCUGGAAGGGGAACGGAAGAGCAGAGGACUCUCCCAUCGAAUCGAAGCCCUGCAGAACAAACUGGCCAUUUCUCCGGGGCGAGUGGCGGUGGAACGUAUUUCUCGCAUGAGGGAAGUGGACGUUAUUUGCAGGGUUCGCAGACUGAGCAUCAGGAGUACAGACUCUGGGGAGGGGGACAAUGACACCGAGAGUAAAAAGGAGGAAGUAGAAGAUCCUCCGGAGCCGACGGAGAAGGACGACGAAGACACGAGACAGGAGCAGGUCGGCCAAUCACAGACAGACCCCGAAGAGACGGGAGCGAGGGAGGCGGAGCCAUCUCCAUCAGGUGAACUUACACUUUUAUGUCUUGAAAUUAAAACUAUACCUCAGCUCUAG